Messenger RNA from Hydractinia symbiolongicarpus, 2206 nucleotides. RefSeq lists its product as uncharacterized. The transcript is spliced from 3 exons. Gene Ontology annotation, cellular component: membrane; extracellular region. Gene Ontology annotation, molecular function: lipid binding. Lineage: Eukaryota; Metazoa; Cnidaria; Hydrozoa; Anthoathecata; Hydractiniidae. Gene Ontology annotation, biological process: lipoprotein metabolic process; lipid transport. The record is from RefSeq and is a predicted model, not a curated record. The coding region runs from base 201 to 938 and encodes 245 amino acids.
UUUUUACAAUAAUCAUUUAUGAUUCUUAAUUAAAUUCCAAAGUUUUUGUUUUGAUUAUAAAAAGAAAACAAUGUGAUGGAGUGACGAUUGUGAGUUGAACAUUCAUGUACUUGGUUGAGGAUUAUGUUUAUACACACAACUUUACUGUGCUAAGAAAAAAACCCGACGUUAUGUAGCAAUCUGUGAGCAAGAUAAAAGAGAUGUCUUCAAAACUAGAACAACGUUUCAUUGAAUUCAUACGAGCAAGAGAACGUGUAAAAACGCUGCUACUAGCAAAAGCAGAUGAGCUUGAAAAUUAUCUGAAAAAGGCAAAGAUUGCAAAGUUAACAGGAGCUCCACUUAGCAUUAUUGGAACCGGUCUUGGUGCAGCUGGAUUUGUUUCCGGUUUCUUCACAUUAGGCGCGGGAUUUGGUCUCUGUAUAGCUGGGGCUGCAGUUGCAGGAACUGGUGGAGUCUUUGGAGCUGGUGGUACCAUAACAGAAGUUGUAGCUGCAAAGAAAAUUUUGUCAAGUGCACAAGAGUUGUUAAAUGAAGACAAGAUUGCAGCUGAACGUCUUGAAAAAGAAUUAAAUGAUUUGCUCAGCAUAGAAACAAUAGGAUCUGUGGUAGGAGAGGCAACAGGCGUAAUCGUUGGUGGUGUAAGUGUUAUUGCACUGUCGUUAAAAUACGCAAGUAUUGCCGCGAAUGUGGCGGAUGAUGUAGCAGUUACAGCCUUUCGUUCUCUGUCUUAUGCUGGUAGAGCAAUUCAAACGAUUGGUUUUGGUGUUUCUAUUGUUUUUCUGCCAAGUGAUAUUAUUACCUUUGUUACCAACACAAAAUCCCUUUAUAAUAACGAAAUACCUGACAAAGUAAAAUAUCUUCGUAAGGUUGCGGCACAGAUAACUGUUCCUGAUGAACAGGAAUUUAUAAAGAAGUUUAGAAAUUUGAGAAAGCACUAGGCUAGCUAACUAGCUCCUGCACGAAGAAUUUAGAUUGCUAGCAAUAAUAUGUUAAAACUUUCGCGGUCAGAAAGUUUCGAAGAAAUUGUUUUGACGUGUAGAAACUGCAAAACUUCUGCGAUUAAUUAUUGUCAUAAUACAGUGUACAAAAAAGUGUGGAUAGAAAGUGGUCAAUUUCGUUGGUUGUAUAAUUUUGCAAACAAUGUCAUUUAUCAGAAUCAACACAGGUGCUUUUGUCAAAUAAAUUGUUUUAAAACAAUUUUGUUGUCCUGACUUUUAAGUAUUAUUGAAUUGUUUUCUUAACUAUAAUCGGCAUGAAAAAGUGCUGUUUUGGUGGCAUUGUUGUUAUUAUAAUCGAAGCCUUCUCAAUGUUUUACUUGUACUACCUCGUUUACCGGCAAUACAAAUUUAUUAACUGUUGCAGCAGUGUUCUCCAAGUUUUGUUAUUGGUAACACUUUUUAGCAUCAUGUUUUGGAAAUUUUACAUGCAUAUACUCCUUUAGAAAUUUUAAUAUUCUAAGUUUAGGGAGAAAAAGAAAAAUACAAUUAUGGAAUCCAAAAAAAGCUAAACAAACAAAAUAAAUACAAAAUAAAUACUAUAUUGCAGAAUUGCAGAAACAUGGAUAACAAACGAAACUUUAAGCAAGUGACUAUUGGGGCAUCGAAAGAAAGUCUUUCCAUGCCCCAAUAGCCGUUGGGUUAAGAAUAUAUUAGGAUGAUUUGGCCAAAAAGUUAAGACUGUUUAUGUUGAAACGAAAAAACAUUAUUGUUAUAAAUAAAAAACGUUUGAUGACAACUUCAGAGAUUUUCAAAAGCUGGGCGCUUUAAAAAAAUCAAUGUUUUUUUUUUGCUAUCUUAAUAUAUUCGCUGUUGGUGUACGGUCAUUGUGGUAACAUGACAAUUUUUGUAUAUCACGUGAUUUGUUAUAUCUAACUAUAUAAUUACGUUUGCGGCAAUAUUGUUUUGAGUGUGCACUUUUUCACAAUUUUAAAGAUAAAAAUAGAUUUUACAAUAUUUGCUUUUAAACCUUUAACCUUCUUCUCACACAGACCUCAAGUUCUACUGUCACUAUUAUUGCAUCUUAGUGGGUUUACCAGCUUUUUAAUGAAACAUCAGUCAUAGAUCAUGCAGUUCUUUUAUACCUCCAUGAAUAGAUAGAAGCUGUCUAGUUGGUUAAAAUUGUGUUUGAGAGGAGUAAGUAGAGAGGAAUGAAACAUUAUUGUAAAGUAAAGUUGAAUAUUUCAAGCAAAUAAAAUUAAUUCAUUUAA